AAAAGAAAAAGAGAGCUGAAGCGAUGGAUCCGCAGCAAAGGGAAGUUUCACUUCUUCAGGCAAAAGCUCAGGAGUUGACUAUUGCAACUGAAGCAUCUCAGCCUUGUGAUGAAGAGAAAAAGAGAGCUGAAAAAGCGAUGGAUCCACAACAAAGGGAAGUUUCACAGCCUGUCACCAUAAAGGAAGAUUUGGACAUAUUUAUGCGGCUGCAUUGUGAGUUUUUAGGACUCCACACUAGAAGAAUGGGGGCGGCUCGGGGUGAAGCAAAAGUUUUAUAUAAGAAAGGCUUGCAAAACAUGAGAGAGACUGCCAAUACUAUCGUAAAAAGGGCUUCAGAAGAUUUUAAAGAAGAUGAGAAGAAACUUGAGACUGUGGAAAUGAUAAAGACUCGGAUAAGAAAUCUCAGGAAAGAAAUCAAGAAACUCAAGACAUGAACGGUGAUCUCAAGAAUGAAAUUGAAGAGGCUAAGAUCAACUCUUGAUACCGUCAAUUGCUCUAAGUCUUGUUCUGUUCGAAACUAUCUUUUUGGGAUUUUGUUUGUUUAUAAAAAAGACUUGCUCUGUUUUGGGCUUUUUGGUGU
Camelina sativa (false flax) is the source of this 580-nucleotide messenger RNA. RefSeq lists its product as uncharacterized. The record is from RefSeq and is a predicted model, not a curated record. Lineage: Eukaryota; Viridiplantae; Streptophyta; Magnoliopsida; Brassicales; Brassicaceae.